Messenger RNA from Cylicocyclus nassatus, 780 nucleotides. The record is from the annotation of a GenBank genome assembly. NCBI's taxonomy places the organism in Eukaryota, Metazoa, Nematoda, Chromadorea, Rhabditida, Strongylidae.
AUGUGGUACGUUACAUCUGUGAUUGCUCUGUUAAUUCCAUUAUGUGCUGCUCAGGAGUCAACGUGCAAUUACGUUGGACUGGUGAAGUGUUUUAUCAACAUACUCGAUGAAUGGGCUUGGACUCUGUACGAGCUAAAGGACAACGUUGUCACAAUUACUUCCGAACAAUGCGUACAUCUUAAGGAAUUGGACAAGUGUAUAAAGGACGAUCUCGAAGAACAACAUCAAUGUUCACAUCGAGAAGUAAUCGAAGUGUCGAAUACAGUUUCCGAUUUAUUAACACAUCGCAAAGACUCAGGAUCUUUUCUAAAGAGCUACUAUCUUCUCACAUAUGCAUGCUCAGCUGAAGGUCAAGAAAUUCUCACAAAGCAUAGAGAUUGCCUCAAAUCAGAGAAGAUUGGUGAGAUGACACUGUCAGCGGGAACGUACCUUAGUGAGAAGUUCCUCGAACACGAUGAUGAUGAAGAAGCAUGUACAAAUUUGAAUCUGAAGCUACAGGAGUAUAUACGAGCUAUGAGCAAUUUAUGCAGUAAACAUGAAGCGGCACAACUUAUGUGCAGAUCUUUAACAAAUAUGUUCAAGGGGCUGCAUGUCGAUAAACUCGAGAAGUGUGUUUUGGAUUGUAAGAUCCCCGAAGAAGAAGUGGAAGAAGCAAACAAACUCGAAUUGCCUGGUGAAGUCGAACCCGUGCAACCGGCACCAGAUGCUCUUGGACCAGUAGAGGAUUCAGCAUCAGCAUUUGGUUUACUCAUUCCAUUCUUAGCCAUUCUCGUGCGAUAA